This is a messenger RNA of Nicotiana tabacum (common tobacco), 579 nucleotides long. Lineage: Eukaryota; Viridiplantae; Streptophyta; Magnoliopsida; Solanales; Solanaceae. The record is from RefSeq and is a predicted model, not a curated record.
AUGGCAGGGCUUCAAUAUUAUUUCUUCCCUACUGAUUUCUACUAUCCAAGGCCACCAAAAAUCAACGGAAACAACAACAAAAAUAUUUCUACUGAUGAUGUUGCUGCGGCGGCGCCAGCUUCUGUGUGUGGCGGCGUUCUUGAAACGCCAGCGGCCACCGGCGCCACCUUGGACCGCCGUGACAUGUUGUUCCAAGACAAGAUUCUUAAAGUUUCAACUCCAUUGUCAAUGAAGUUUGUUAGAUACCAUCCCGUGUUGAUAGCACUAUACACAAUUGGUACGUUGGCAAAGAUAGUAAUCGAAAACAUGCGAUCACUCAUUGGAAGAAUAGCUCCACCAGAAUUUCUGGCGAAAUUGACAUAUCUUAUAUGGAAUCAUCACAAAGAAAUCAAGCACAUUGAUACUGUGAGAGCAUACACAUUUGGUGCAAAUUACUUUGUGGAAGUUGAUAUAGUUUUGCCAGAGGACAUGCUUCUAAGCCAAGCACAUAAUAUUGGUGAAACAUUGCAAGAAAAUUUAGAGCAGCUUCCUGAUGUUGAGAGAGCUUUUGUGCAUGUUGAUUUCGAGUUCACUCAUUGA